Otolemur garnettii (small-eared galago) is the source of this 1557-nucleotide messenger RNA. It is a transcript of the gene RFTN2, whose product is annotated as raftlin family member 2. The record is from RefSeq and is a predicted model, not a curated record. The transcript has 10 exons. The coding region runs from base 1 to 1506 and encodes 501 amino acids. NCBI's taxonomy places the organism in Eukaryota, Metazoa, Chordata, Mammalia, Primates, Galagidae.
AUGGGGUGCGGACUUAGAAAGCUAGAAGACCCUGAUGAUAGCAGCCCUGGAAAAAUAUUUUCUACCCUGAAGAGACCGCAAGUGGAAACAAAGACAGAAUUUGCUUACGAAUAUGUAUUGCUGGAUUUUACUCUACAAGCUUCACCAAACCCAGAAGUCAUCAAGAUAAAUUCAAUUCUGGAUAUAGUCACCAAAGUGGAAGACUAUUACCUUAAAGGAUAUAUCGUUGGAGCUAUUCAUCCUGUCAUACAACCUGUGGGGCAGCAAAAACACCUGCCUGCAAGUUACCUAUAUAGGGUGGUGCUGUCACGCUUGAAAUUAAGCCCGAAACAUUCAGCAGCACCCAGUGGACAAAGACGCCCAAGGCUUCUGAUUGAGGAAUGUCCUCUAAUUUAUGAGACACAAACAAAUGACAUAGCAAAAGACCUGGUAGAAAAGAUUAAUGUUGCUGCCAAAAGAGGAAUGAAAUUUGUUGGAUUCAUAUCACAGCACUAUUCACCAUCUAAAUUCUGCAAUGGAACCAACCAUGAUGGAGACAUAGAAUCAGUGCUACGUGUGAGACACAGUCCAGAUGAAAACCCUAAAAGUUGGAAUGAGGGGACCUUAAGUGGACAAUCAUCUGAAAGUGGGAUUGAGGAAGAGCUUCACCUUGAAAGUGGACAGUGUCAAAUGGAACAAAAUGGCAGCCCCCGUUCCUCUAAAUCAAGAAAGGGAGAAGUUUCUGAUAACAAAUUGUACAUAGUCUUCAAUGCUUUUGAUGAUGAUUCAACCUGUUGGACCUAUCAGGAAGGCAUCCUGGCAAUGAAAAUAACAAGAAAAGGCUCUGUGAUUUGCACACUUGAUGCUGAUUGGCUUGAAUUAACUACGUUUUAUUAUAAGCAAGGCUUAUCUUUAAUUGAUUCUUUUGUAUGCUGGGAAACACCUAAAGGCGACCAUUUGCCUAAAUCUUUGGAAGGAUUUUUUAUCUAUGAAGAAGAAGGUUCUGGAGUUCCAGGUUCUAGUAGGAAAGGAAAUGAUGCCAUUGUAGUAGAACAAUGGACCGUUGUGGAGGGCUGUGGAAUCAAAACGGACUAUGGCCCUCUGCUGCACACUCUAGCUGAAUUCGGAUGGCUCCUGACAAGCGUGCUGCCUACGCCUAUAUUGAGACAGGACAGUGAAGGGAAUUUGGUUACUAAGCAGGUUGUAUUCCUUCAGAGGCCAGUUAUGUGGAAUUCAGCUGCUCAAACACCAGAUAAGAAAGUCAGCCAGCAUGUAAAAAGUGAAGAUAGGAACAAAGUGUCCAGCAGGAGCGUGGGAUCAGACACAGCAGCAUCACAAGCUUCAGAGAGCAGACACCCACCUGAGGAGCGCCUGCUGUCUCCUUCAAGAGAGUGCUGGACACAGGAGGCAAGGCCAGCACAGUCCAGCGGCUUCCCAGGGCUCAGCAGCAGCAACAGUGUCCUCCGGGAAUUAGACGAUGGGCAGUUUGAUCAGGAAGAUGGGGUGACGCAGGUCACUUGCAUGUGAGUCACAAGCUGAUGCAAUGGAAGGCCUUGUAAAUAAUUAUUAUAAUAAUUU